CUUCCUUCUCAACUCACUCGCCAACCAUGAGGACCUUCGCAGCUCUUGCUCUGUUGGCUCAGGUAUGCCAGCUCGCCCUAGCCAUCGAAACGGCUCCUUAUAACCUGGUUAACUCUGCUGAGACGUACGAGGAGCGCGUGUACCCGGCGCAGAAGUGGGUCACCACAUCCCAUCUCUCCAUCUCUCACCACGAAGCCACCAAUGACGUCAUGUUCCGCAAAUUGUUCAACUACAUCGACGGACAGAAUGAUGCAGCCAUGAAGAUCGACAUGACAGCCCCCGUGACCACGCUGGUCAUCCCCGGAGAAGGACCCAACUGCGAGAACAACUUCACCAUGAGCUUCUACGUCCCCGCCGCCCACCAAGACAACCCGCCCACGCCCACCAACCCUGACGUGUACAUCGAAGAGCGACCGGAACUGCACGUGUUCUCCAGGAGGUUCCACGGGUUCGCUAGCGACGAGGACUGGAUCGUCAACGCCGCGCAGCUUCACGACGACCUGGUGGCAGCCGGCGAGGAGGGCGUCGACUUCAACACGUACUACACCGUUGGCUACGACUCUCCCUUCGUUAUCGUCGGCCGCAACAAUGAAGUCUGGUUCAUAAAGAAUGAUAUGAAUUAAUCCUCAUUUACUCUAGUGUCAACUUAUUUAUUAUUUAUUGGUAUUAAUUGAUAGAUAUAUGCGGACAAAUAUACACCAAUUUAGAAACGGUUUAUUUGCUUAUCCCUAUGAAUAAGAAUGAGACUAAUGUUACAUACGGUAUCCAAUUCAAUUGUAAAUGAGUUCAGAAAAACAUAAAUUUAGUAGUCGCGCUACUCUACUUAUUGCUUUGUCAACAAGGCAAUAAGAAGUAAAAUUGGGCUACCAUCUCUGUCCCUUACGAGAUCCUGAGAAAGGAUUACUAAAUUUGUUACAGUAAUUUUGCAUCAUAAACACUGCCUGUUAGACUGUAGGUGACCUACAGAAACGCUGGUGGUGUUCUGUAAAGGGUUUUCGUAUAUUGCAUGUGGUAAUGAUAUGGUUUUGGUUAUAAGCAAGCAUGAAUAAAAUUGUUUAAUAUAUAUAUAGUGUAUAUAUUCUUGAAAGAGAAUUGUUUAUACUCGCUCUCCCUCAACUCCCUCAUUGUGGUGUGAUAUUGGUAUUAAUUUCCAUGUUAUUUGCAGCCUUUUUGUUGUGCAUGUGAUACCUGGGGACCUAAAAUCAAGAACUGCAGUGUUUAUGCAUUACGCCCCUUUCGUAAUCAAGCUGUACUUCAAGUGCUUAUGCCAUCCAUGUGAUUGUUGUUAACCAAACCAAUAUU
This is a messenger RNA of Penaeus monodon (black tiger shrimp), 1302 nucleotides long. RefSeq names its product heme-binding protein 2-like. NCBI's taxonomy places the organism in Eukaryota, Metazoa, Arthropoda, Malacostraca, Decapoda, Penaeidae. The record is from RefSeq and is a predicted model, not a curated record. Bases 27 to 623 code for a protein of 198 amino acids. The transcript has 5 exons.